AUGUCUUCGGAAAAGUUAAAGGUGGCCUUUUUGGGCCCAUUGGCCUCCUUCUCGCAUCAGGCUGCCGCGGAAUCCUUUGCUAAAACAUCCGCCGAGUUACUCCCCCACGUUUGCUUCGCCGACGCCUUCGCCGCAGUCCAAGAACAACAAGCCGAUUACGCCGUGAUCCCCUGCGAAAAUUCCACCAAUGGCUCCGUCGUCCAAACGCUAGACCUCCUCGCCGACCGAUCAAACCUAUAUAAAGAUGUCAAAGUAUGCGGCGAAUACUACCUAACCGUCCACCACUGUCUGCUCGUCCACAAGGGCUCAUAUCCGGGUGGCCUACCCAGCUACGACGGCAAAAUCACAAAGUUAUAUACACACCCGCAAGCCUGGGGCCAAUGCGACAAGUUCCUGGCCAAAUAUUUCAAGGGCGUCGAGCGGCAGGAUGUCUCGUCUACAUCCAAAGGAGCGGAGAUCGUGUCGAAAGAGACCGAGGCCGACGAGCGCGGAGGUGCCAUCGCGAGCCGAUUCGCGGCCGAGUAUCACGGCGUCGACGCUUUGGAGGAGAAUAUCGAGGAUCGCGCGGAUAAUACUACCCGCUUCCUGAUUCUGAGGAAUAUCCUCGCAGACCGGACAGCGGGGCUGGAAUUCGAACAGCCCGUUCUCAAUGGAGAUGCGAAAACCCACUCCGCAGUCAUGCACAAGACUCUCAUCUCCUUCUCGAUCGACCACUCUUCGCCAGGAGCUCUGGCAAAUGCGCUGCUCAUUUUCAAGGCCCAUGGGUUGAAUCUGACGAGUAUCAACACAAGGCCUAGUUUGAAACGGGCCUGGCAGUAUAUUUUCUUCGUCGAGUGCAGUCGCACACCGUGUGUUGAGAAUGACGAUGCGGUAUUGAACGCUUUGAAUGAUCUCAGAGGUGUUACUGAGUCAUGUAGAGAUUUGGGAACUUGGAAAGAUCAGUUGGGCGUGAGCGUUUAG
Messenger RNA from Penicillium manginii, 960 nucleotides. RefSeq names its product prephenate dehydratase PHA2. Gene Ontology annotation, biological process: L-phenylalanine biosynthetic process. Gene Ontology annotation, molecular function: chorismate mutase activity; prephenate dehydratase activity. The transcript has 2 exons. Bases 1 to 960 code for a protein of 319 amino acids. Lineage: Eukaryota; Fungi; Ascomycota; Eurotiomycetes; Eurotiales; Aspergillaceae. Gene Ontology annotation, cellular component: cytoplasm. The record is from RefSeq and is a predicted model, not a curated record.